CCCAAAAAAAAAAAUAGAGAUAGAAUAUAGAUAUACACUAAAGAAACAGCAGCUGCCGUAUGUGUGAUUUUUUACAUAAAAGUUAGGGUUUUUAUUAGUUAAUUGAUUAAUAAUUUUGUUUAGAUCUAAUUUAUUCCGAAAAUUAGGGUUUCCGAGAUCUGCGGUUGACGAUUUCAAAUUAGUGAUGGAAGCUAAUAAGCCGUUAAAUCCUAACGUUACUGAUGAUUCGGCUAACGGAAUUGCUAUUACUUUCGAGGCUCGAUUUCAAGAUUUCUGCAAGGGGAGAUUAAUGAUGGACGAUAAGGCGUUAGACGAAGCGAUGAAGCUGUUCGAAAAAAGCAAACAUCUUUUCUUGACUAAUACUUCUACUCUUGGAAGUGGGACGCCUGAGGAAGCGGAGCACUACUGGUUUGCAUUUUUGUUGUUCUCCUUGAAAAGAUUAAGCCACAAGGAUGCUGCGGAAGAUUCCCCUAAUACCAAUGAAAAUGGGUUCAACCUGUGCCAAAUACUUAGGGAGGCAAAACUGAAUUAUGUAGAUUUCUUCAAAGAACUGCCUCAGUUUUUAGUCAAGACAGGUCCAAUUUUAAGUAAUAUCUAUGGUUCUGAUUGGGAAACUAGACUUCAGGCAAAAGAGUUACAGGCCAAUUUUGUGCAUCUCAGCAUUUUAAGCAAGUACUAUAAACGUGCAUUUCGCGAGCUUUUCAUUGUAAGCCAUGAUAAUAUUGAGGGUCAGUCAGCCGUUGCCAAGACUCCGGACUACAUAUUGAACUGUCAUCGUUUUGGAUGGCUACUGUUUCUGGCUCUUCGAGUCCAUGCAUUCAGCCGUUUUAAAGACUUGGUGACUUGCACUAAUGGAUUGGUCUCUAUUCUGGCGAUUUUGAUUAUUCAUAUUCCACCUCGCUACAGAAACUUUAAUAUCAGUGACGCUUCACGCUUUGUUAUAAAGGAGGGGAAAGGUGUGGACCUACUUGCAUCACUCUGUAACAUGUAUGAGACAUCAGAGGACGAACUGAGAAAAACAAUGGUAAAAUCAAAUACUGUAGUGGCAGAUAUUUUAAAGAAACAACCUUGUUUGGCAUCAGAAAGUCAAAAUGGGAACUUGGACAACAUCGACACAGAUGGCUUGACUUAUUUUGAAGGUUUAUUGGAGGAAUCUUCUCUGUCUUCCAGUUUAAGUAUCCUUGAAAAGGAUUACAAUGAUGCAAUAUUCCAGGAUGGUGAAUUAGAUGAAAAAUUGUUCAUUAAUGAUGAUGAAAGUUUGCUUGGAUCAAGCAGCUUGUCUGGUGGUGCAGUAAAUAUGAGUGGUACCAAGAGAAAACUGGAUUUGAUGUCCUCCCCGACAAAGACAAUGACAAGUCCACUUUCCCCUUUUCGGUCUCCUUCGAAGAUAAUGACUAGCCCUGUUAGUACAGCCAUGACAACUGCAAAAUGGCUACGAACAAUAGUUUCUCCACUUCCAUCAACACCGUCUAUAGAAUUGGAACGUUUCUUGUCAUCCUGUGACAAGGAUGUGACAUUUGAUGUCAUUAAGAGGGCCCGCAUUAUUUUGGAGGCAAUCUUUCCCAGUAGUGGCCUUGGUGACCGAAAUAUAAUCUCAAACAUGCAAAGUACCAACUCAAUGGAUAAUGCUUGGGCUGAACAACGUAGAUUGGAAGCAUUAAAGUUGUACUAUAGAGUUUUACAAGCUAUGUGUACAGCUGAAUCCCAAAUACUCCAUGGUAACAAUCUAACCUCGUUGUUAACAAACGAGAGGUUUCACAGGUGUAUGCUUGCAUGUUCGGCAGAACUAGUUCUUGCUACCCAUAAGACGGUUACUAUGUUGUUUCCAGCUGUUUUGGAAAGAACAGGAAUUACUGCUUUUGAUCUUAGUAAGGUAAUUGAAAGUUUCAUCAGACACGAAGAAUCUCUUCCAAGGGAACUGAGGCGACAUUUGAACUCCCUAGAAGAACGCCUUUUGGAAAGCAUGGUAUGGGAGAAAGGUUCCUCGAUGUACAACUCACUGACUGUAGCAAGACCAGCACUUUCUUCAGAAAUUAACCGUCUCGGGCUGUUAGCGGAACCCAUGCCAUCUCUGGAUGCAAUUGCACUGCAAACUAACGUGUCUUGUGGAGGGUUGCCACCUGUUCCUUCACUGCAGAAACGUGACUUAUCACCAGGCAAGAAUAACGACCUUCGAUCACCGAAAAGAGUUUGCACUGAAUAUAGAAGUGUAUUGGUAGAACGGAAUUCUUUCACGUCACCAGUAAAGGAUCGUCUUUUGGGAAUAAAUAAUUCGAAGUCAAAGCUAUUAUCACCUGCUUUGCAGUCUGCAUUUGCUAGUCCCACAAGACCAAAUCCAGCUGGCAGAGGGGAAACAUGUGCAGAGACUGCUGUUAAUCUGUUUUUUAGCAAGAUUAUCAAGUUAGGUGCUGUAAGAAUCAAUGGGAUGGUUGAAAGGUUGCAGUUGUCUCAACAAAUAAGAGAACGAGUAUACUGUCUUUUCCAGCAAAUUUUGAGUCAACGGACUGCUCUAUUUUUUAAUCGCCAUAUUGACCAAAUCAUCCUCUGUUGUUUCUAUGGAGUUGCAAAGAUUUCCCAAUUGAGCUUAACCUUUAAAGAAAUCAUCUUCAACUACAGAAAGCAACCACAUUGUAAACCUCAAGUUUUUCGUGCGGUGUUUGUUAAUGACAGGUCGUCUUCUCUGCGCCAUGGGAAAACAGCGCAGGAUCAUGUUGAUAUCAUUGUGUUUUAUAAUGAAAUAUUCAUACCAGCUGUGAAGCCGUUGUUAGUGGAUCUUGCUCCAGCAACCAUUGCCAAAGCCACUAACCAGGUUUCCGAAGCUAAGAAUAGAGAUGAAGCUCCAUGCCCUGGCUCACCCAAGGUAUCCACAUUCCCCAGUCUUCCUGAUAUGUCUCCAAAGAAGGUAUCUGCAGUGCACAAUGUAUAUGUCUCUCCGUUGCGGUCAACAAAGAUGGAUGCUUUAAUUUCUCAUGGAUCUAAAAGUUAUUAUGCAUGUGUCGGAGAAAGCACCCAUGCUUACCAGAGCCCAUCGAAAGACCUGACUGCCAUUAACAAUCGAUUGAAUGUCAAUCGGAAAGUCAGAGGUACGCUUAAUUUUGACGAGGCGGAUGUCGUGGUGAGUGACUCUUUGGUUGCUAACAGUCUAUAUCUACAAAAUGGGAAUGGUCCAUCCACAUCAAGUGGACAGCUGAAAACUGAAUGAGCCAAAAGAUGUAGUCUAUAGCGUCUGUAUAUAGAGGGGACAGCAGCGUGAAUUUUAUUUGAAACUAGGGAAUGGGGAUAUGGGGAUGGAAUGAGCGGUGAAAUUAUUGUACAGUAGCCGCCACUAACCUCAAUGACCAUGAUGUUGGAUAUGUAGUUCGAUUGACUCUAAUAAAUUUGUUUUUCAUC
This is a messenger RNA of Erigeron canadensis, 3390 nucleotides long. Its product is annotated as retinoblastoma-related protein. Gene Ontology annotation, cellular component: transcription regulator complex; chromatin; nucleus. The record is from RefSeq and is a predicted model, not a curated record. The transcript is spliced from 18 exons. Lineage: Eukaryota; Viridiplantae; Streptophyta; Magnoliopsida; Asterales; Asteraceae. Gene Ontology annotation, molecular function: RNA polymerase II transcription regulatory region sequence-specific DNA binding. Bases 185 to 3202 code for a protein of 1005 amino acids. Gene Ontology annotation, biological process: regulation of transcription by RNA polymerase II; negative regulation of G1/S transition of mitotic cell cycle; cell differentiation.